This is a messenger RNA of Daphnia magna, 2449 nucleotides long. RefSeq lists its product as uncharacterized. The coding region runs from base 127 to 2301 and encodes 724 amino acids. The transcript is spliced from 2 exons. Lineage: Eukaryota; Metazoa; Arthropoda; Branchiopoda; Diplostraca; Daphniidae. The record is from RefSeq and is a predicted model, not a curated record.
UUCGCUAAUAAUCUGUGGCAUUUUCGUUACGCUGGAGAGCAAACGAAUAAAUAGACGAGCGCUCACCAAAACUGGUAUUAUUCUCACAGCAAUAAUUGAAGCGACUAGUACUCACAGCGAUUCCUCAUGCAUCUUCCAACUUACCUCACGCUCAUAGGAGCUGCGUUGCUAGUGGCGCAUUUGAAAGGUGUCGAUUCUUUCGCUCUCGAUCGCAACGCCAGUGGCGACGCUAGUCGUGAGCCCGUAGAAAAUGUGGAGAAGACACGCAAUCAAACUUCAACGGAAAAUUCGGAUGAAUCUGAAGAUGGUCGUGACUCUUCGGAAGAAGAGCAAGACAACAUCGUCAAGCGAAGUGCUCAGUUUUCAAGGGAUUCCGAUGAAUUUGACAACGUUUCAUUUGAACUCGACGAUCGUCGCAGGUUCCAGCAAAACGUCCCAUCCCAAACGUCCCAACCGGUACGAUCCAUUGUGGCAACUCCGCAAAUCACGCGGGUUACGCCAACGCGAGCGCCAUCCCUCCCUGAUCGACUGCCAGUGCCCAUCAGCUUCAGAAAUCUACGAAUCAGGCAGUUUGAUGAUGACGAUUCGAGGGAGAUCAUCAGGACUCGAGUUGUUGCCACGCCAGCCCAGCAAGUUGUUCCAGUCAGGACGACGGGUCUACCCAAUCGACUUCCAGUACCGAUCAGCUUCAGGAAUCCAAUUUUGAGGCAAACAAUCGAUUUCGACGAUGACUCCAUUGAAAUAACGGACCGUUUCAUCACACCCGUUCAGCCAAUCGUUUCAACCCAAACGGUUAAUCGCGUGGUCAAUGCUAGAAGACCCAACAUUUUCAGGCAAUCUGAUGAACGUGACGACAUCUCCUUGGAAGUGUUCACUGUCAAUCAAAACGGUCAACUGCAACAGGCACUGCGUCCUGUCCAGGCAACGAACAACAGAGCUCAACCCAUUCAAAAUGUCCGCCGAGUCGUCGUGACCGCCACACCUCAAUUGCAAUCACCAAUUGCGGUCGUGACUCGAACGCCUACGACAGCCGUUACUAACGUCGACCUAGUUUUCACGAAUUCGGACGAACGCGAUGAUUUCUCCGACGAAAUUAUACGAUCCAGCUUGGCCUCUUUCGCCACACCGAUCACGCCAACUCCUCCAACCCAAACGGCAACUGCUUCAAACCGAUUACAGAUACCCACGGGUUUCAUAAAUCAAAACGCAAGGCCAUCGAACGUGAACGUCAACCGCGUCACUGCUACGCCCACUCCCAUUAGUCGAAUCGUCCCUGCCCAAACGGUUAACCGAGUUGUUCCGACUCAAGCAGUUGGCCGAAAUGUCCCCGCCCAAACGGUUAAUCGAAUUGUUCCCAUUCAAACGGUUAACAGAGUAACUCCAACUCGAGCGGUUAGUCAAAAUGUCCCUACCCAAACGGUUAAUCGAAUCGUUCCCAAUCAAAUGGUUAACCGAGUGACUCCUACUCAAGCAGUUAACCGAAUUGUCCCGACUCAAAAUGUUCCACAAAUUGUCGCCACCCAAACUGUUAAUCGGGUUGUCCCCACUCAAACCGUGGGUCUACCCGAUCGAUUGCCAGUACCCAUGGGUUUCCGAAAUGUAAUUUUCAGACAAACGAUUGAUUUAGAUGACGAUUCCAUUGAAGUCAGAGAUAGGACUGUUUUCUCGCCGGUUAACAACAACAACAACGGUCAAACUCAAACGGUUAAUGUAAUCAGCAGACCGGUUCUUUCCCAGGACUUUGACGAUGUCUCCGUGGAACUGGAACUGAUUAAUCCCGUUCAAAAUCAACGAGCCACACCUGCCCAACUGGUUGCGCAACCGGCCGCAGUAAAUCCUGCUCAGACGACGGGCAAUCAAGGCCAGCAAUUUGUCCAGCGAUUUGACGGCGACUUCUCACUGGAGGAUGACCGUGACGAUGAUUUCGAUGACGACAACACUUUCUUUCUGGAAGAUCAACUCGGCAAUGCCGACGGCUUCCGUCUCCUAGCAACCGAUUUCCUUUUACAGCCGGGCACUAACCGGGCCCCAUCGGUGCGCAGCGUGAACAAUCGAAAACAAGCCCAAGAUUACGACGAUGACUAUUCGUUGGAAAAGAAUUUGACACCCGUUCAUUUAGAAGAACCGAAUUUGAAAGAAAAUCCAGUCCAAGAGUCUGACGAUUGGUUCCUCGUCAAACAGUACAUGAAUCACGAUUAUUCUUCGGAGGAAUUGGAAGGUGAUUUAGCCAGAGAAUAUUUUUGGCAACCACUGAAAGACACGAGCAAGAAGACGGACGUGGCCGAUGAUAAAACGGCCUAGAAUGAAAUGAGCGCGAUCUCCCCCCGUGACGUCAGUUUCUGACAACCACCAGCUUUCCAGACGAAUAAUUAAUAUAAUUGGUUUCGUUUUAAUUUAAAUAUUUCAAUUCGGUUGUAUGAUGUUGUAAUAAACCAAGGGUUCUAUUUCA